AAUAAUCUGCAGAUUCCGGCCGGACUAAAUGCAUGGGAAUGCGUGAUAGUGAGAACAAUCCUCUUGUUGAUGAAAGACAUAAUAGAGUAGACCUAAUUUUAUGCAUAGAAAAAACUGAGUCUUUAGUGAAAGCAAACACUUCAAUAUCAACAAAAGGAAUUCACUGCAAAUUCAGUGAAUCCAUUACUAAAUAUAACGAAUUGGGAGUUGAUGAAGAACAUGGAAUAACUAAGCUUUCUAUCACAUCAUUGGAUACAGUUACCUCGGUCGAAAUCAUUGAUAAACAAUUCAACCUCAAAUUCGUUUAUGACCGUAAAUUUGGUUUGAAAUACAUUCCAUCUGGUCGCAAUGAAUGUGCCAUUGAAUAUAGCAGUUUUGCUGAUGAAUUCAAUUAUGUGGCUUCAGAAAAUUAUGCAAAGGAGUUUGCAAAGGAACUUUAUUUCCCCAAGAGUCCGGUUGAAUCACACAGCAAAAAAUUAUUGAUUGAGACUGAAUACAAUGCAAUGGUCGGUAAUGUAAAGUAUGAUUUGACUGUAAAAACCUAUUUAGAGCCACAUAAUGUCUCGAGAUUUUCCAUGGAAAGAGGAAGAAUCGGAGAUUUCUGUGUUCAAAUCGAUCUUUAUUCAAAAUUCUUCUCGCAUGAGAUCUCAUCCAAUUUUCACCUCAUCGAAGUUAGAUUGGUGUGCUUGCUUGAAAUUUCGACUUAUUUAGACGGAGAUGAGUUACAUCGGAUAAUCAGUUCAUAUUAUCAAUGCUUCAAAGACAGAAAGAACAAAGUUAUUCUCCGUUUAGACAUUUCAUUAUUAAAUCACUUGAUGUCAAACAAAAUUCACAAAUUGCAAGCCGAUAUUCAUAAUGUCAAAGAUGCAAUCCGAAGUUUGCUUAUUGAUAAAUUGAAUGUGUCGUUUUUGAGAAUAAACUGGAUUAAAUUGAACUUUUACGACUCAAAUAUGGUGGCAAAGGUUGAAAUUGUCGAUUCAUUUGUUACCCACUUUGAAUCAAAGAAAGGAGUUUUGCAUAAAUUUAAUAUCCAAUCAUCUGAAUCUGGCCAGAUUCAUACAUCAACCAUUGAUGAAUGUUUACGUCUUCAAGCUUCUAAAGUCAAUCUAAGUUAUGUUAUUACCUGUGAAAGAGGCCAUUAUUUAUGUCUUGGAAUUGCUCAUGGAGACUCAUUACCAGAUAAAGAUAACAAUGGAUUGGAUUGCAUGGUGUUUAGUAAUUCAGAUCAGCGUUUAUCCAGGCUUGCGGAUGAAGUUCCUUUGAAAGUAAUUGAAAAAUCUUAUCUCAAUUUGAAUGGAAGUCGAUUCAGCUCUGUGGGUAUUGAAUUUGCUGUAGUUGAUGUUACGAUUGGAGAUGGUAUACGCUUUGAUAACCCAGCAAAGGCGUCAUCGAGCUCAACUUGCGUAUUCUUCCUCAUAUUUUCCAUAUUGAUCACUAUUGUGAUAUUUGCUAAGUUUGCAUUUGACUUUAAACUGUUUCAAUGGCGAAAUUAUUCUCUUCGUGAUUACGUUUCGCUUAAAUUAUUAAAAUCAAGUAUCUGAUUCCUAAUAACAUUGCUAUGAUAAAAUCAA
This is a messenger RNA of Tetranychus urticae (two-spotted spider mite), 1571 nucleotides long. NCBI's taxonomy places the organism in Eukaryota, Metazoa, Arthropoda, Arachnida, Trombidiformes, Tetranychidae. The record is from RefSeq and is a predicted model, not a curated record.